AUGCCUAAUGCUUCUAUAACUAUAAGGGAGAGUGCAAUAUGUUCUAUUGAAUAUUUUGAAGAGCUAUUGGAUAACAUAAAGAAUGAAAAUGAAGAUUUUGUUCCUAUUAAAGAUACAAAAAAAUUUCUAUCUGAUAAAAUUGGCAUCGAUAUUGAUUCAUUUCUAUCUGAAUCCGGCAAUUUUUUUAUUAGACCCGAUUUCAUUAGUUUUAUUGAAUUUUGGAGAUUAUAUGAAGAGUUGUUAAAAUAUUCUGGUCUAUAUAAUUUUUUGCAAAAUUAUGAUGGUAUACUAAAUGGAAUGGUAUACCUAAGAGAUAGGAUAAUUAACGAAUUAAUCAGUCACGGAAAAAUGAAUAGUUUAGCUCAAAUAAGUGUUCUUAAUAAUAUAUAUGAACCUAGAAAAGGUAUUGGUAUAACAGUUGGCCAGAUACAUACAAUAAUACUUGAAAUAAUUUCCAACGUUUGUAAUGAUGGCUCAUCUGCAUAUUGGCAAGAUGUAUUGACUCAAAUACCACAGGAAGAAAACUCAAGUAUGUUUUUGGAGCUCAUUGAUAUUAGCAAUUCAAUAUUACAGUGGCUAAAAGAAUACUUAAAUAUUUUAAGCCAAACAUCAGUUUGUAGUACUAAAGCAAUAGUUACAAGGAUAUUAAGUAUUAAAGAAGAGACAAAUCACAAUUCGGAAAAUGAUGAUAUAAAUUGUGGCUCAGAAAAAACUCCUCUAAAUUAUCAAACUAGAAAAGCGGAUGAAAAAACUGAAUUUGAUAUUCAAUGCAUCUCAUUAAAUGAGAAUUGCAAUACUAGCGAAUUAUACCUUGAUUCAUUUGAAACUUUGCCUUGGAAAGGCCAAACAAUGUUCUCAAACUUUAGGGAGUUACAAAUUUCUCUUCAAUCUAUAUUGGAACGAGUAAUUUUAAAUUCAGAUAAGGGAAAGAACAAUUAUUUUUUGAAGAAAGACGAAAUUGUAAUAAGAAAAAUUUCUCAUAUGAUAACAGAAUUAGAAGAUUAUCUUUAUAACCGAUUCGAUGUUAUUCAUAAAGAAAGGGACAAAUUUGAACAAUUAGAAAUAGAAAACAAGAAUUUAAAAAGACAACUCAAAGUCGCAAUUGAAGAAUCAGAAGAAUACAAAUUUGAAAUUCAAAACUCCAUAACUCAGAAGAACAAAUAUGAGAAAGAGGUUGAGCAUUUUCUAUCACAGAAAGAUAGGUUAUCUAGCGAUAUAAUUCGUUUUAAAGAAGAAAACAAGUCUCUUGAAAAAAAAUAUCAAGGUUUAUUGUACAAUUACAAUGAGUUGAAAGAAAGCCAUGAAAUAUUGCAUGAGGAAAACCAACGGUUGAUUAGUGAAAUAAAUAAAUAUAAGGAAAGAGAUGAAAUAGUUGAGAGAAGGAAACACAAUAAUUGUCUUGCUGAAAAAAAAGAUGAUAAAAAUUGCUUAAAAUUGGAUCAAGAUUUCAUUGAAAGCGGUGACGAUAAUUUUAACAGCUUAAUAUAUUGCUCAAUACCAAAAAAUAAUAGUAAAUACGAAGAAAGUACAAAAGAAAGUUCGAACUAUACAGAUAGAGGUAAUUUUUACAAAUCUCCUGCAAUAAUCAAAACAAUACCAGAUUUUCUGGAAAGCUCGAUUCAAGCUCCUAUAAGUUGCCGGUCAUAUAGACAAAAAAUUGGGUAUUUUCCGGAGAAAACAAUAGAUAAAGAAUUAAGGAUAGUAAGCGUUGUAUCACCAGUGAAUAAAAGAAACUUUGAGGAUUUUGCGCAUCAAAGACGGGAAAAAAAUACUAUUACUCAAAAAAAAAAAAAUUUAUCCAAAAUGAUUGAUGAGAUAGGAUGUACGUUUCAAUAA
This is a messenger RNA of Cryptosporidium ubiquitum, 1836 nucleotides long. RefSeq lists its product as uncharacterized. The record is from RefSeq and is a predicted model, not a curated record. The transcript has a single exon. Bases 1 to 1836 code for a protein of 611 amino acids. NCBI's taxonomy places the organism in Eukaryota, Apicomplexa, Conoidasida, Eucoccidiorida, Cryptosporidiidae.